Schistosoma intercalatum is the source of this 516-nucleotide messenger RNA. Lineage: Eukaryota; Metazoa; Platyhelminthes; Trematoda; Strigeidida; Schistosomatidae. The record is from the annotation of a GenBank genome assembly.
AUGUCUUUGUAUUUUUCAAAGAGCAUAGGUAUUGGAUUAGAACAAAAUCCAUAUUUUCAAGGAGUUAUGACCAAGUUAGAAAGCCAUUGGAAAGGUUACGGAUAUAAUAACGGUAUUCUGUUACUUUAUCUGUCUAAAUUACGAUCAACCAAUUGGAAUCAUCUAUGGUUGAGCAUAACUAGAAGAGCUAUUAAACGUCAAGGUUACUUAAUCACUGGUGAACAGGAUAUUUUAAACUUAAUAUUAUUUGAAUUCAAAUACAUUUUAUAUGAGAUUCCAUGUGAAUGGAAUAUUCAAUUAAGUGCAGGAAGUGAUGAACAACGAUGUCCUGUAAGUUGGUUAACUUAUACAGAAUUGAAAAAGCGUAAUUAUACAACAAUUGUUAAACAACCAAAACUUAUUCAUAUUAAUCAUCAUAUAAAACCAGAUGAUAUAAAUGUGAAUUAUACACCGACUGAGUACAUUGAUCAAUCAGAUAUCAUUCUUAAACGUAAGUUAAUAUGUAAUGAAAUAUGA